AUGGCCGCAGCGCGCGUGCUGCGGACAUGGAGCCAGCGAGCCGGGCGGCUGGUCUGUGUGCGCUACUGUCAGACACGGAGCGUGGUGCACGCGCUGAAACCCAAAUAUGUGUGUUUCUUCGGCUCCCCGUCCUUCAAGUCCAGCCACCCGCACCGGCCGCUGAGAACCACUGCAGGUCAACAGGGACAGAUUGUUCAGUUCAAACUCUCAGACAUCGGAGAAGGCAUUAGAGAAGUAACUGUCAAAGAAUGGUUCGUGAAGGAGGGAGACACUGUGUCUCAGUUCGACAGCAUCUGUGAGGUCCAGAGCGACAAGGCGUCUGUCACCAUCACCAGCCGUUACGAUGGGGUCAUUAGGAAGCUGUAUUACAACCUCGAGGACACGGCCUACGUGGGGAAGCCCCUCGUCGACAUAGAAACGGAAGCUUUGAAAGAUUCCGAGGAGGACGUGGUGGAGACGCCCGCCAUGUCCCAUGACGAGCACACGCACCAGGAGAUCAAAGGCCAGAAGACGCUGGCCACGCCGGCGGUGCGCCGCCUGGCCAUGGAGAACAACAUUAAGCUGAGUGAAGUUGUUGGCUCAGGAAAAGAUGGCAGAAUACUCAAAGAAGACAUUCUCAGCUUUCUGGAGAAGCAGACGGGAGCGAUAUUACCUCCUUCCCCCAAAGCCGAAAUCAUGCCGCCUCCACCGAAACCAAAAGACACGCCUCUCCCCGCCCCAGUAGCAAAGCCUGUGGUGUUCACAGGCCAGGACCACACGGAGCCCAUAACAGGCUUUCGGAAGGCCAUGGUCAAGACCAUGACCGCAGCCCUGAAGAUCCCGCACUUCGGGUACUGCGACGAGGUUGACCUCACCGCGCUGGUGAGGCUGCGAGAGGAACUGAAGCCCGUUGCUGCUGCGCGGGGGAUUAAGCUCUCCUUCAUGCCCUUCUUCAUAAAGGCCGCUUCCCUGGGAUUGCUGCAGUUCCCCAUCCUCAACGCCUCGGUGGACGAGAGCUGCCAGAAGGUCACCUACAAGGCAUCUCAUAACAUCGGGGUGGCCAUGGACACCCAGCAGGGGCUCAUCGUCCCCAACGUGAAGAGCGUCCAGGCGCGCUCGGUGAUGGACAUCGCGGCCGAGCUGAACCGCCUGCAGAAGCUGGGCUCCCUGGGGCAGCUCAGCACCGCCGACCUCACGGGGGGCACCUUCACCCUCUCCAACAUCGGCUCCAUCGGCGGCACCUACGCCAAAGCCGUGAUCCUGCCGCCCGAGGUCGCCAUCGGGGCUCUGGGGUCCAUUAAGCCCCUGCCCCGGUUCAGCCAGAAGGGAGACGUGUACAAGGCGCACAUCAUGAAGGUGAGCUGGUCGGCCGACCACAGGGUCAUCGACGGCGCCACCAUGUCGCGCUUCUCCAACCUGUGGAAGUCCUACUUGGAAAACCCGGCGGCCAUGCUCCUGGACCUGAAGUGA
Pipistrellus nathusii (Nathusius's pipistrelle) is the source of this 1449-nucleotide messenger RNA. Lineage: Eukaryota; Metazoa; Chordata; Mammalia; Chiroptera; Vespertilionidae. The record is from the annotation of a GenBank genome assembly.